Messenger RNA from Ornithorhynchus anatinus (platypus), 3122 nucleotides. It is a transcript of the gene GANC, whose product is annotated as glucosidase alpha, neutral C. Gene Ontology annotation, biological process: N-glycan processing; carbohydrate metabolic process. The record is from RefSeq and is a predicted model, not a curated record. NCBI's taxonomy places the organism in Eukaryota, Metazoa, Chordata, Mammalia, Monotremata, Ornithorhynchidae. Gene Ontology annotation, molecular function: carbohydrate binding; alpha-1,4-glucosidase activity. Bases 72 to 2852 code for a protein of 926 amino acids. The transcript has 24 exons.
GAAACCGGCAGGGUGGAAAAUGAGAGAAAUCCCCGGCCGUUAAAGGGGCCGAGUCCGGGACCGUAGCCGAGAUGGAGCAGCAGGCGGCCAUGGGGCCGGCCCAGGAACCAGCCGGACGGGAGGAAAUCAGUGUCCUGGAGGAAGCUGUGGACAAAAGCAUCUUUAGGGAUUGCAGUCAGAUUGCCUUCUACAGGCGUCAGAAACGGCCACGCCCCGGGCAGACCCGCUACCGGGGCUUGCUGGACUCCGUCGCCGCAGGGAGGGACCGUACCAAGUUCCUCGUCGUCAACGAGGACCUUAAGGUCCGUCUGCAGGUGGAAUGCUCCCAAGUAGAGGAAGACGUUUUCCGGCUGAAAAUCGACGAGGAGGCUCCCCUGAAGCCGAGGUUUGAGGUCCCCGACGUCCUCCCGAGAUCCCUGGCCACCAGAGGACUGACGGCCCGGCCCGGCGACCCGGGUCACCUCGUGCUGGCGAGCGGCGACGGGGCCUGGAAGUUCCGCGUCGCGGCGGAGCCGUUCAGGAUCGAUUUGGUAACUGAGGAGGAGACGGUGCUGGGCAUAAACUCCACGGACCAGCUGUACUUCGAGCCUCUCCAGACGCCCCCCAGACACAGGGAACCUUCCCCCGGAGGAGAGGAAGACCUAUCGACCAGCUCCUCCCAGGGGAAGGAAGAGGACCUGGGCCUCUGGGAGGAGAGGUGGGGCCCGUUCGUCGACGUCAAGGCCAACGGCCCCAGCUCCGUAGGCCUGGAUUUCUCCCUGCCCGGGUUCGAGCACGUCUACGGGAUCCCGCAGCGUGCCCAGAGCCUCCAGCUGCCGGACACCGGCAACGGGGAGGCGUACCGGCUCUACAACCUGGAUGUCUACGGGUACGAGAUCCACGACAAAAUGGGCAUCUACGGCUCCGUGCCGUACCUCCUGGCCCACAGCCAGGGCAGGACCGUGGGCGUUUUCUGGCUGAACGCCUCCGAGACCCUGGUGGAGAUCGGCCGCCGGGCCGCCGUGGAGACCGGGGCCCGGCCCGGCCCCGGCCCCGGCCCCGCUAAGAAGAGAGCCAAGUGCCACACGGCCGUCCGCUGGAUGUCGGAGGGCGGCGUCAUCGACGUCUUCCUGCUGAUGGGACCCACGCCUUCGGCCGUCUUCCAACAGUACGGGCGGCUCACGGGCCCGCCGGCCCUGCCUCCGCUCUUCUCCCUGGGGUACCACCAGUGUCGCUGGAACUACGAGGACGAGCGGGACGUGAGGGCCGUGGACGCGGGCUUCGACGGCCACGACAUCCCCUACGACGCUCUGUGGCUGGACAUAGAACACACCGAGGGCAAGCGGUACUUCACCUGGGACCGGCAGAGGUUCCCGGACCCCACCGGGAUGCAGGACCUGCUGAGGGGCAAAAGGCGGAAGCUGGUCAUCAUCACCGACCCCCACAUCAAGGUGGAUCCCGAUUACUCCCUCUACUCUCAGGCCAAAGCGAAGGGCUAUUUUGUGAAAAACAGCGCCGGUGAAGAUUUCGAAGGCAUCUGCUGGCCGGGCGCCUGCUCCUACCUGGACUUCACGAACCCUGAGGUCCGCAAGUGGUACGCGGACCAGUUUGCCUUCUCUACGUACAAGGGCUCCACUGACGUCCUCUUCGCCUGGAACGACAUGAACGAGCCCUCGGUCUUCCGGGGGCCGGAACUGACCCUGCCAAAGGACGCCCUCCACCACGGCCAGCGGGAACACCGAGAGCUUCACAACAUCUACGGCCUUUACCAGCAAAUGGCGACGGCCGCGGGGCUGGUGCAGAGGUCCGGCGGGGAGGAGAGACCCUUCGUCCUCACGCGCUCCUUCUUCGCCGGCUCCCAGAAGUACGGCGCUGUGUGGACCGGAGACAACAGAGCGGAGUGGAGUUACCUGAAAAUCUCCAUCCCCAUGUUGCUCACGCUCAGCAUCGCCGGGAUCCCGUUCUGCGGAGCUGACGUAGGCGGUUUCAUCGGGGACCCGGACCCGGAAUUGCUGGUACGCUGGUACCAGGCCGCGGCCUUCCAGCCCUUCUUCCGCGGCCACGCCAACCGGGACACCAAGAGGCGGGAGCCCUGGCUGCUGGAGCCCCUGCACACCCGCCUCAUCCGAGAGACCGUCAGAGAGCGCUACACCCUCUUACCCUACUGGUAUUCCCUCUUCUACCGGGCGCAGGAGACCUCGGUGCCCGUCAUGAGGCCCCUGUGGGUGGAGUUCCCCACGGAACCGGAGACGUUCGGGGCGGAAGAGGAGUACAUGCUGGGGAACGCUCUGCUGGUGCAUCCGGUUACGGACCCAGGGGCCACCUCCGUGAACGUGUUUCUGCCUGGGCCAGCGGAGGUCUGGUACGACUUCCGGACGUUCGCUCGUCGGGAAGGGGCUCGCACCCUGGAGGUCCCCGUCACCUUGGAGAGCAUCCCGGUGUUCCAGCGCGGUGGCACCGUGGUGCCCGCCAAGACCUCCGUGGGCGGAUCGACCGGCUGGAUGGCCGAAGCGUCCUACGAGCUGCGAGUGGCGCUCGAUUCUGAGGCCUCUGCCGUGGGCGAGCUCUUCCUCGACGACGGACAUUCUUUCGGCUACCUCCGUCGGAACCGGUACCUGCGUAGGAAGUUUUCGUUCCAGUCAGGCACCCUCUCCUCCAGCUGUGAGGACGCCAAGGGGAAAUUCCACACCGACUGCGUGGUGGAGCGGGUUCUGAUCUUGGGGGUCGACAGGAAGCCGUCCUCAGUGACCACCGGCCCCCCCGGUGGGAAAGCCCGGGAAGCGGAUUUCACGUACUGCGCCGCCACCUCCGUGCUCUCCCUGGAGAAGCUCCGGUUGGCCGUGGGCGCCGACUGGGUGGUCCGCGUCAGGUGAGGCGAGGAGCCACCCCUUCGGACACCGGGACGGGACGCUCUCGGGAGGCUCAGAGAGAGAGAGACCGUGGGCCUCUGGACGCCGAGGAACCCUCUCCGCCGGGCCGGUCUCCGCGUCCUGCGGCCGGAGUUGCGGAGCGCGGCCUCGGCGCUGCCCGCUCGGGCGUCCCGUUCGGCUUUCGGCUUGGCUUCCGAUUUUGGCUCUUGGGUACGUGGCAGUAAACCGCUUGGGAUGCUUCUCCGCGAUGGGGACCGCCCGCCGUCGUCAUCA